Messenger RNA from Plasmodium gallinaceum, 2889 nucleotides. Its product is annotated as conserved protein, unknown function. Gene Ontology annotation, cellular component: intracellular anatomical structure; spliceosomal complex. The transcript has a single exon. The coding region runs from base 1 to 2889 and encodes 962 amino acids. The record is from RefSeq and is a predicted model, not a curated record. Gene Ontology annotation, biological process: mRNA splicing, via spliceosome. NCBI's taxonomy places the organism in Eukaryota, Apicomplexa, Aconoidasida, Haemosporida, Plasmodiidae. Gene Ontology annotation, molecular function: RNA binding.
AUGAAAAAUUAUAUAAUAUAUAAGAAAGAUGAAAAAAAAUUACUCUUUGAAAAAUUUGAAAAUGAUAUAAUAAAUUUACUAAAAAUUCAUAAUGUUUUUUUUGUUAUUGGAAAGUUAGAAUUUAACGAGAUUAUAAGACUAGUUAAUAUUUUGUAUGAAAAGAAAAUUCAUACAUUAAAUGAAAGUGGAAAAAUAUGCAUUACAGCUUCUGAUAAGAUUUAUUUUAACUAUUGUGAUAUAAUUCCAGAUGAUAUGGAAGAUUACUUUUUCUUUUUAAAUGAUAAAGAUGUAGAUUCCAUUAGAAGCAAUAAAAUUAUUUUCUUAAAUGAAUCUAAAUUAUUACAAAAAAUAUUAUUUGAUCCUAUUUUAAUUGAGUUUAAUAUAAUAAUAUUAACAAACGUUCAUAAAAGAUUUUCAAAGACAGAUUUAAUUUUAUCGUUGUUAAAAAAGAUAAUUUUAAAAAGAACUGAUUUAUUUAUUUUUAUUUUUUCAGAUUUUUUUAUUGAAAAUGUUCUUAACUUUUUUAAUUCUUAUAAUAACUUAAACAUUUUUAAUCAAACAUUAUCAACGCAUAAAGAAAUAAAUCAUGAUGAAAUAAUUGAACAAAAUUUUACAAAUACAUUAAAACUUGAAGAGAAAAAAAAAAAAAAGGAAAAUAAUAAUAUAUAUAGAGAUUUCAAAUAUGAAAAAACAAUAUAUAACGAAGAAAAAGAAAAUAAUGUAAAUCAUGAAAAAAAGGACGAUGAAAAACAUAAGAACAAAAAUAAUGAAAAAAGUGAAAAAGCAAAUAAUAAUAAACAUGAAAAAGAAAAAGAUGAUAAAUAUGAUAAAUGUAAUGAUGAUAAUUGUAUAAAAGAUAGUAAUGGAAAAUACAAGAAUGAAAAUAUGAAAAAUAAUAAAUAUGAAAAAAAAUACAAAGAUAUUGUUGAAGAGAAAGUAAGGAAGAAAAAUGAAUUAAGAAAUAGUAGUUUAGAAUGUUCAAAAAGACACAUUUAUAAGAAGAAAAAAUCCAAUAAUAAAAAGGGUCAAUAUGAUGAUUCAGAAAAAAAUGAACAAGAACGAAAAUAUUUUUCCAUAAAAAAUAUGAAAUUGAAAGAUUUAAUAAAUAAAAAAAAUUGUUAUGUAAAUAGUAGGAGUAACACUUUAUCAAGUGAAGAAGAAAAAAAAAAAAAAAAAAAAAAUUUUACUUAUUUAAAUGAAAAACAUUAUUCUUCCUAUGAUUCACAUAUAGGAAAACAAUGGAUACUAGAAAAAGAUGAAGUUAACGAUGAAGAGGAAGAAAGAAAAAAAAAAAAAAAAAAAGUAUUAAAUUGUCUGUUUGAGGAUUCAGUUAACCAUUCCUUAAUAUUCGAUUACAAAAACGAUUAUGAUGAAAAUGAACUGAAUAAAGUGUUAGAGAAUGAAGAAAAUAUAAUUUGCAAAUUAAAUGAAUGGAAAAAACUUACGGAAGAGUUAGAAAAAGUUAACAAUUCUAUACGUAUAUUUGUUUUUCAUUUAUCUAACAAUAUUAGUUAUAAUAAUAGAAGGAAAGAUAAUAGAACUAACGAUAUAGAGAAUAACAAAAUAUAUUAUUUAAAAAAAAGAUGUUCAAAUUACUUAGAAACAAGUAUUGAUUUAAUUAAGAAAUUAAUUGAAAAUAAAAAAACUAAUGAAAAUAUUCUAAUAAUCUUAAAUAACGACUAUGAAAUAGAAAUAGUAAAAAAUGGAUUACAGGAUAAGAAUAUAUCAAGUAAUUAUAUUGAAAUAAUAAAAGAUAAAUAUACAAAUGAUUUUGAUAUAAAUAAAUUAAAUAACAAAGUUAUAAUAUUAAAGGAUAUGACAUUUUAUAGGAAAUUAAAAAACAUAAAAUAUAUAAUAGAUACUUGUUACAUGAAGGAUGAAAUUUAUGAUUAUGAUCUUAAUGUAACACAUAAAUAUACUGUAUUAAGUAAUAAAAAUAAAUGUGAAGAAAGAAAUUUCAUUUCAAAUAAUUCCACUUGCUUUCGACUUAUAACAAUUAAUGAUUACCUUAACUUAAUGAAUGAAUACCCCUUACCUCAAAUAUUAAAAAAAGAUAUUUUUUACAACAUAUAUUUUUUAAAAACAAUAGGAGUAAAAAAUAUAUGUUCUUUUGACUUUAUUACUGCACCUUUGUUAAAAUCAUUGAAAAGAUGUUUUGAGUUAUUUUAUAUUUUAAAAUUAAUGGAUAUUAAUGGAAAUAUAAUUGAUAAAAAACUAAGUUUAUUAAUAUGCUAUUUGCCACUAAAAUUUAAGUACAGCAUAUUUUUAAUAAAUAGUAUAAAGUAUAAAUGUGUUUACGAAGUAUCUAUUAUAGUUAGUAUGCUCAUUAAUGAACCUAUAUUUUCAUUUAAUCAUAAAAAUGCAAAUAGAUUAAAAACGAUGAGGCUGUCCUUAAUGGCAGAAGAAAGCGACAUUUUAAGUUAUUAUAAUAUAUUUCAAAAUUUUAAUAAAGCAAAAAAUAAAAAAAACUUUUGUUAUGAUCAUUUUUUAGUUUAUAAUUCUAUUAAAAAAGCUACUGAUUUCUUUAAUAAAUUAAAAAACAUAUUAAAUGAUUUUGGCAUAGAAAUGAAAAAAUCAAAUAAUAUAGAAUAUAUAUUUAAAGCUAAAAUAUCUUCCUUUUUUUAUAAUGUUUCAAAAGUAGUAAGUGAUAAUAAUUACAAAUUAUUAAACAAAAAAAGUGAUAAAUUAUUUUCUCUUCAUCCCUUAUCUAUUUUAAACGAAACUGAAUGUGACAAAAGAAAAUUCAUUGUGUAUAUAGAUGCAUAUUCAAAUAAUCAAUCACAAAUUUUUAUUAAAAAUGCAUCUAUUAUAGAUCCUCUAUGGUUGACCGAUGUAUAUCCUUCAUAUUUUUUUAACAAACAUAUUAAAAAUAUGGAAGAAAUAAAAUAA